Molecule: messenger RNA, 1575 nt
Organism: Rotaria sp. Silwood2
Lineage: Eukaryota; Metazoa; Rotifera; Eurotatoria; Philodinida; Philodinidae
Source: the annotation of a GenBank genome assembly
AUGAAACUUUCAGGCGCUACAUCGUUUGCUCAAGAACGCAUUUUACUUGAUGAACAAGUUCGCUUCACGAAAAAUGUAGCUAUCUACAAUGAAUUGGACGCCUUAAAAGUUGUACAAGGGUGUUUAUCAAGAAAUCGAUUAUUAACUGCCCUUCGAUCUGUUUUGACCAAACAAACCAUACUCCGCACAUCUCUUGUGAUUGAUAACAAAGGUGGUACUCUAAAACAAUGUAUUACUGAUAGGCAUCAAACCUUCAGCUUGGCAGCCGACCUGACAUUCAAAAAUAACAAUGAACUGUAUGAUAUCAUUGAUCAAAUAAUUAUCGAUCCUAAUCUAUUCGAUUUGUCGAGUGGUCGAAGUUUUCAUUGUCAAAUACUUCGACAAGACAGCUCUAUGAGACAAAACGAGGAUGAUGAAAUCAUCCCAUGCUCUGAUAUUCUCAUCGUUGCUUUUCAUCAUUCAGUUUUCGAUCGAUUCUCUAGUGGCAUCUUUUUCAAUGAACUACGCCAUGCAUAUAACAAUAAUGGAAUAAUAUCAGUCGAUGACGACUCGUUACAAUACAUUGAUUAUUCAGUUUAUGAACAUGAAAUGGAUAUGAUGGUAUCACACGAGUUUUGGAAGUCACAACUCCAAGGAUACAAUCUCGAACAUCGACUGUCAUUGCCAACUGAUCGACAGCGUUCAUCGAAUGAUCAACGAUCUGGUGUUGCAUCAGUCGCUGAAAUUCAUUUCGAUGAUGAGAUUUCUAGAGCAUUUCUAAAUUAUGCAUCUGCCCAUCAAGUGACACCUUUUCAACUUGGAUUGGCCACAUUUUAUACAUUUCUCUUCAGAUUAACCCAUGGUGACUCUGAUAUUUGUGUUAGUGGUCUUAACGCAAAUCGAUAUAAAAGUGAAUUAGAAAAUAUGAUUGGAAUGUUUGUUGCAACAUUACCUUAUGCUAUCAAACUUAAUUCUUGUUGGUCUUUCGAUGAAUUGGUAAAACAUGUAAGAGAUAAAUGUUUGUCGAUUCUGGAACAUUCUCAUUAUCCUCUACAAUAUAUUCUUGCUGAUUUUUAUCUCAAUCAAUUGAAUGCUUCUUUUCUUGAGAUAGUAUUUGAUUUUAUCACUAUUCCUUCUGAUGGGGGUCAUUUAUGCUUCAAUGGUGCGACAUUAGAACAAGUUUCAUUAGAACAAUCAUCUAAGGUGGCUAAAUUUGAUUACAUGCUGAGAUUCUUUCACAAGCCGACAUUGAAUGAUGGUAGCCUUUCAUGUUGUUUUACAUGCUCGCAUGAUUUGUUCGAUGAAUCAACGGUUGAAACCAUGGCACGACGAUUUCAACAUCUUGUGUUUCAACUAUUUUGUUCGAAGUCUGAUGUUUCUGAGAUUGAUCAAGCUUCUACACCUAUCAAAAAACUUUCGCUUAUUUUAUCUGAUGAAGCUGAAGAAAUGCAAGGAAUUGUUUUUUAUAGAUUGGCUAAUAUUUUCGACGAAGGUAUACUUAUAAUUCUUACAUGUUUUUUUAAUCUAUACUCGUUACUCAUAGAAGAAUAUUCAUUUUAUUCCCUAGAAAAGGCGUUGUUAAUGAAUAGAGUUUAG